AUGUCAUCAUAUUUUCUUUUAUUAUUGUUUAUUAUUAUGAACAAUUUAUCUUAUGUUAAACUUCGAAUUCAUGGAGUUAUGUUAACAAAUAUGGCAUGUAUAAAUAUUCCAUUAGCAAAUUUAUCAUCUCGAAAUGAUGACAAAUCUAUUCAAUUAAAAAUACGAUCUACUUAUACAGUUAAUGAUAAAUCAGUUAAUAUUAUAACUGAUAAUUAUGGUUCAAUUUUACAAGCACAGCCAAUGCUUUUAAUCUAUUUAAAUGAUUAUAGAAAUGAAAAUCAUGCAUCACCUGCUGCUUAUAUAUUUUAUUUUAAAUUAUUUACAUUUUUACAAUAUCCAAUGUUAAAAUUUCAUUAUUUUCAUUCAUUUCAUUCUGAAGUAAAUAUUAAUUUUGAAUGA
This is a messenger RNA of Adineta steineri, 399 nucleotides long. The record is from the annotation of a GenBank genome assembly. Lineage: Eukaryota; Metazoa; Rotifera; Eurotatoria; Adinetida; Adinetidae.